AUGGAGGCCACUAAGAUCAAUGGUUCUGAUAAUUCAAAAGGAAACAACUCUGGAAAUGAUUCUCCAUUGAGUUCUGGUAGAAUCAAAGAUUAUAGUGGAGGAUCAGAAUUGGUUAUUCAUGUUAGCAGUGGUGAUGUUGGUGCUACUAGAAAUGUGGUUAGUGCUCCAGUUGUGAGAAAGAAGAGAGGGAGGCCAAGAAAAGAUAAGUCUAAUGAGAACUUAAGAAGGCCAUAUGUAUCACCACCGACACUGCAUGCUAAGAAUUUACGACCACGGCCGACGAUCCAUCUGGUACCUUCCGAUUGUGUCGCUUGCACAGGAGGAAGAUGGCUGCCACCUGUUUCCGUUCAUCCACCUUUUCUCAAUUCAUUGUGUGAAACGAAUUCAUACACAACCAGUAUGGACUUUAAGCCACAUGUGAUACAGGUUUCUCCUGGAGAGGAUGUAACUAGAAAAAUACUUGCUCUUUUUAAAACCGGUCCAAGAUGCAUCUCCAUUUUAUCAGCAAAUGGUACCAUUUAUAAUGUCAUGAUUCGUCAGCCAGGUUAUGGUUCAAGUGAUGUUUUGCUGAAAUAUGAGGAACAAUAUGAGAUUCUGCGUUUAUCAGGCUCAUACACCAUUUCUGGAGAUGGUAGAAUUCAAACAGAAGGUUUUAAUGUCUUGUUGGCUUGCUCUGAUGGUCAUGUAAUUGGUGGCACCCUUGCUGGUUCUCUGUUGGCUGCUACACCAGUCCAAAUGGUUGUAGGAAGCUUUAUCCCAAAUGAUUACAAGAACAAGCCUAAGAAGAAGCAUAAAUAUGGACUUAGAAAGCCACAUUCAUAUCCAUAUUUAAAUACUGAAGCGUUUACGGAGUAG
Molecule: messenger RNA, 855 nt
Organism: Lactuca virosa
Lineage: Eukaryota; Viridiplantae; Streptophyta; Magnoliopsida; Asterales; Asteraceae
Source: the annotation of a GenBank genome assembly